AUGUCACAAACGCCUAGAAGCACAAACCGACCCAUUGAGGAAGUUGAGACAGCGAGACUGCGACCGACAACCACCGAAGAGUUUCCAUGGCUAGCGCCCGAGUUCGAACCCAUCCGUACUAGAGGUGUCAACACUUCGACCCCACCUCAAUGGUUUAAUGAAGGUCAAGCAUUCAACAGACGGGCAUCCCAACGGUCGAGGCGAUCGCAGAGGAGUGGACCCAGGGAGGAGAUUGUCGACUUGCAUCUAAUUGUCUCGGAUCUCGAUUACUAUGCUGGAGCCGUCCACGAUUAUCAGGCCGCGGAAGAGGCGCUCAGUGAUGAGGAAUGGGAUGAAGAAGAGAUGCAAGGCGCAUCCCCCAAGCAUGAUGGAGAGGCAUUUGGUCAGAUCAAAGUCGUGCGAGCUGUAUCGAAGAGUUCUGGAACGAAACUCGGCCGUGGUGGCACUCUAAGACGCGGCGCUUCCAAGAAGUCUUUCAAGGGCGAGAAGGACGCGAACCUUGUCGAUUGGGAUGGACCCCACGAUCCAACCAAUCCCAAGAAUUGGACCAAGAGGCGAAAGUGGAUGGCCACCAUCACAGUCUCUCUUUUCACCUUUAUUGCACCGGUCUCCAGUACAAUGGUCGCUCCAGCGUUGCAAAGUGUUGCGGAGGAUCUCGGCACUACCGAUAGUGGACUCUUAACCGAACUGGCAAUGUCUGUGUUCAUUCUCGGAUUUGCCAUCGGGCCUCUCUUACUUGGUCCUUUGUCAGAGCUAUUCGGCAGGAGAAUUGUCCUUCAACUUAGCAAUGUCUUCUUCUUCAUAUUCAACCUAGCUGCCGGCUUUGCAACUACUAGCCCACAGAUGAUCGCCUUUCGUUUCCUCUCCGGUCUUGGUGGAAGCGCACCACUCGGUAUUGGCGGAGGCGUGCUCGCUGAUAUAUGGUCCCCAAUGGAACGCGGCAGAGCAAUGGCCCUCUACUCAUUGAUGCCUCUCCUUGGACCCGCAAUCGGUCCAAUCGCUGGCGGUUUCAUUGCUCAAUACUCCACCUGGCGCUGGGUCUUCUACUCAACCUCGAUUGCCGCCGCUUUUAUCCAAGUCCUGGGCCUCUUCUUCCUCAAAGAGACCUACGCCGCCGAAAUCCUCAAGCGGAAAAAGAACAACGAAAUCAAGGCGACAGGUAAUAAGGACCUCUACACAGAAUUCGACACACCGAAUCGCAGCUUCUCCUCCCACGUCGGCACAGCUUUGUCCAGACCUUUUAUCCUCCUCUUCACACAACCCAUCGUCCAAGUCCUCGCCCUCUACAUCGGCUACGUCUACGGCGUCCUAUACCUAGUCCUCUCAAGCUUCCCUAUGCUCUGGCAUAACGUCUACCACCAGUCUCCUGGCCUCGCAGGAUUGAAUUACAUUUCCCUCGGACUGGGGUUCUUCAUCGGAACACAAAUUGCCGCCAUCUUCGCAGAUAGAAUCUACAAAUCCCUCCGCGCGAAAAACGGAAACGAAUCAAGAUCGGAGUUUCGCGUUCCUUUGAUGUUUCCGGGAGCAGUCAUGGUGCCCAUUGGCCUCCUGAUCUACGGCUGGUCUGCACAAAACAAAACUCACUGGAUAGUUCCCAACAUCGGAACCAUGAUUUUCGCCGCAGGAAACCAGCUCGUUUUCCAAAAUUGUCAGACAUAUCUGGUAGACGCUUAUACGCGGUAUGCAGCGAGCGCGAUUGCUGCGACAGCGGUGUUUAGAAGUUUGGGAGGGUUCGCGUUUCCGUUGUUCGCGCCUUAUAUGUAUAGAGCGUUGGGGUAUGGAUGGGGGAAUUCGGUGUUGGCGUUUGUGGGCAUUGCCGUGGGAGUGCCGGCGCCGUUUAUUCUUUGGUGGUAUGGGGAGGGAUUGAGGAAGAGGAGUACUUUUGCUGCUGGGUAG
Ramularia collo-cygni is the source of this 1896-nucleotide messenger RNA. RefSeq names its product related to multidrug resistant protein. The record is from RefSeq and is a predicted model, not a curated record. Gene Ontology annotation, molecular function: transmembrane transporter activity. The coding region runs from base 1 to 1896 and encodes 631 amino acids. The transcript is spliced from 2 exons. Gene Ontology annotation, biological process: transmembrane transport. Gene Ontology annotation, cellular component: membrane. Lineage: Eukaryota; Fungi; Ascomycota; Dothideomycetes; Mycosphaerellales; Mycosphaerellaceae.